AUGUCGUCCAGUUUUGCGAGUGGUGGCAGAGAGGGAAAAAGGGAGGGGGGUCUAGGUGCUGUGACAGUUUCUACAGUGACCAAGACCAGCUACAGUUCAGGUGGAUCGGGGGAAACAAAGAGAGGAUCGUCCUCUGUGAUCACCUAUUCACCUCUUCCAAGAGAAAGGAAGAGCAUGACCACCAUGGCAGCAGCUCUCUCAGAUGUCUUUGAUGAAAGUUCAAGCACAAACUCUUCACCAGAGUACAACAGGAAGGAUUCUGCCACCAGAGGGAGAACUCAUAGCAGAGAGAGUGAGAUCAGAGCCAGACUUCAGAGUGCUUCUCCUACAGCGAGUUGGACGGAGCUGGAUGAUGUGAAGCGUCUGCUGAGAGGAAACUCCACCAGCACCAGCCCCACUCAGUCCCCCAACAACACGCUGCCCAUCCCCAAGAAGGCCAGUGUGGAAACCAGAAGCAUGUCUGAGAGCUCCACCGCAGACCACUAUGGCAGUGUCUGGUCUGGAGGUGUGAGCAGUAGCUACAGUUACAAUACCAACCCCAACAACCUGUCCACAACCUCCACCACCAACCACCUUUACCAGUCUAGAUAUGCGGUCAGACAUCUUGGUCCGGGUGUUCAGAACAACCUGACACUCAGCUCUCCCUCUAUGAACAGCGGACUAUCCGUCAGCAGCACAGUUUAUGGUGUGCAAAAAAAUGUAUCUGGCACCGGACUAAGCACAACCACAGUGAGACCCAGCAUCUCCAGUAAUGGCGAAGCCUCAGGCAAAGACUUUAAGUUUGUGCUGAUAGAGAAGGAGAAUACGCCAGUGAAGGAGACAGAGAGACUGAUCACCACCAAAGACACAGGGAAGCUCUUCAUGUCUGCUGCACCCGCUAGUACGUCAGUGACGUACUCUGAGGACUCACUGAAGAGAGAGAAACGGAAGCUAUCAACCAGCACAGUGGAGGAAGGAACAGAUGCUAAAUCUUCAACCCUGAAAGUUGCCACUAAAGACAAAGCCACAUAUGCAGAGAUCCAGAAAGAUGAGUCAGGCUUUAGCUUCUGGUCCUGCUGUAGCUGGUGGAAGUGGCUGCUGGGCCUCCUGCUCAGCCUGCUCCUCCUCCUUGGACUGCUCUUUGGACUCAUUGCUUUGGGUGAAGAACUGAAACACCUCAAGAACCGUGUGGAAGCUUUAGAAGCCAUCGCUGGCACCGCCUCAGCCAGGUCCAGUCGCUUGUCAGGCUCCUCUGGCAUCAACAUCAUCGACCCGCUGGAUUCGGCGUACAUCGGCAGGAGUUCCUCAGGGUCCACCCUGACCCGUUCUGAUAACACCAUCAACUUGGGGGCUGCUGGGCCGGGAGGAGUCGCAGGGAGCGGACCAGGACUGGACAGCGCUGCCCUGCAGAGAACCAUUCAGCAGCUGAUCAGAGCUGAACUCCGCUCAGAUGCUGUAAGAGGUGACAGCGGCUUCCCUGGCCCGCCAGGUCCCCCUGGGCAGAUGGGUCACCCAGGAUUGGAUGGAUUAAGGGGACCAAAGGGAAGUGCAGGUGAACCAGGUACCGAGGGACCACCCGGUCAGAGGGGCCGGGAGGGACCGAUGGGUCCCCGUGGAGAGACUGGACCACAUGGUUUUGGAGAGAAAGGAGACAAAGGAUCUCAAGGUGAGCCAGGACGUCCCGGUCCUGCCGGUGCUACUGGACCUGUGGGGCUGAAAGGUGCCAUGGGAGAGCACGGUGCCUCAGGAAGCCCUGGUGCUCCUGGUGUAAAAGGUUUCCAGGGUGAAGCAGGAGCUCCAGGAGCAAAAGGUGACACAGGUUCGAUGGGACUUCCUGGUGUGAGAGGACCACCUGGACUUCCUGGAGAUCUUGGUCCUCCAGGCACCCCUGGGCUUCAAGGACCCCAAGGUGAACCCGGUCUGCCUGGUAAAGUCAUUGCUCCAAUUGGCUCUGACACUGUGGCCAUCCCUGGACCUCCAGGGCCUGCUGGGCCUCCAGGCCCUGCUGGCUCCCCUGGUUUGUCUGGCCCCAUUGGCCCUGCUGGUAUCCCAGGACAACCUGGAGAAAGGGGAGAGAAGGGAGAGCAAGGAAAACCUGGUGAGCCUGGCAUCAGUGUCACAAGUUCAGAAACUGUCCUAACAGGACUGCCUGGUCCACCAGGACCCCCAGGUCCUCCUGGAGCACCUGGUUCUCAGGGUCCUCCUGGUGUUGGUUCACCUGGACCCCGAGGAGAGAAAGGAGAACCUGGCAGCUUUGUGCCUACAUCAGAGACCUUCUUUGCUGGACCACCAGGACCUCCAGGACCCCCAGGCUCACGGGGUUCAGCAGGUGACCGAGGACCACAAGGGUACCAAGGUGAACCAGGCCAACCAGGUCUUCCAGGAAGUCCAGGGGAACCAGGUGUUGGUUUCCCAGGUCAGCCUGGACCAAGGGGGCCUCAGGGACCAGAAGGCCCGAGUGGCCCUCAAGGUCUACCAGGCCCUCAGGGGCCAAAAGGACAUAAAGGUGAUGCCGGAGUCCUCGGGGCCAGUGGUAGCUCAUUCACUCCUGGCCCUCCAGGCCCACCUGGACCACCUGGAAGAGAUGGAAGUUUGGCUGGAUCACUAGAUGUGGGCCAGUACAUUGCAGAGUACCUUCAGAGUGGUGCCAUCAGUGGAUAUCUGGCUGGGCCUCCUGGGCCUCCUGGGCCUCCAGGAGCCCCAGGGACUUCAGGAGACGGGCUGGUGGAUGAUGUGGCCAACAGAGUCAUUGCCUACCUCCAGAGAGAGGAUGUGAGGAGAUACGUUGCUGGUCCUCCUGGUCCAGCAGGACCUCCUGGAGAUCUGAGCCUUGGCAGAUUUGAAACCCAGGAGGUUGCUGAACGGAUCCUCAGUUUCAUGAAUGAGAGGGGGAUGGUAGGUGUCCCUGGACCUCCUGGACCUCCUGGCCUUCCUGGAAAUGUGUUAUCAACUGGGUAUCAAGCACUUGUGGGCCCUCACGGGCCUCCUGGUCCUCCAGGUGUCCCUGGUGCACAAGGAGCACCUGGGCCAGCAGGACCACCUGGCCCACCGGGACUUGGAAACUACAUCAGCGCAGACAUCCGUGACUACCUGCAAAGUGUCGCCUUCAGAGGCCCUCCAGGCCCCCCUGGUCCCCCUGGACCUACAGGCCCUGCCGGUCCAAUCCGUGGAAUUGUUUCCUAUGCUGAGCAUGCCAACAGAGAGUUGCUCAAGGCAGAGCAAGAAUAUGUCAGGAGUGAUGGUGUGAGAGGAGCUAUGUUUGGACUUCCUGGUCUACCAGGUCCUCCUGGACCCCCAGGACACAAGGGAGAACCAGGUGUGCCUGGUGCCAGAGACUGGAACGUGGAUACUGGUGACUACUCCAGCAUGGCUGUCAAAGUAACUGAUUACAUCAAAUCCCAUGGUCUGCUCCGGGAUGUUUUGAGAGACAGUGAACGUGUUGUUCAAGGACCCCCAGGACCUCCUGGACUUCCAGGAAUGCCUGGACAAAGCCAGUGGAUUAGUCCUCGUGAAAACGUCGUGGAUGUGGUGGACUAUCUCAAAUCUCGUGGUGUGCUGCAUGACAUUGUGAGAGAGUACAACAGUCGCGUCUUCCAGGGACCUCCAGGACCGCCCGGCCCCCCAGGUCCCCCAGGAUACAGCCGAUGGUUUGGUUCACAUGGAAAUGCCACAGAACAGCUGGAAUAUGUCAGAUUGCAAGGUCUGCUUCGUGACAUUGAGCGGACUCGCAAUGAACGCGUCACCCAAGGACCACCCGGACCACCUGGCCCUCCAGGUCCGCCGGGAUACAGCCGGUUGUUUGGUUCCCAAGCAAAUGUUACUGAUUUGGUGGAAUACAUCAAAACACAUGGAACCAUUGUCGGACCACCUGGGAGACCAGGACAGAAAGGGGACAUGGGAUUCCCUGGUCUAAAAGGAGAGAAAGGUGAACGAGGCCUUCCUGGGCCUGAGGGACGCCGAGGACAAAAGGGUGACAGAGGAGAAUUCACAGUGAUGACUAAAAGAAGGAAGAGGAAUGUUGGUGUCUGAGAACCAGGUCACUGAACUCAAAGAAUUGUGUAUACUGAUGCACACGCUGGAUGCCGUUCACCAAUUUACCUGUUUUUCUAAAGGGAUAUGAUUGUACUUUUAUACUGAUAAACAUUUACUGUGCAGAGUUGUAUUUGUGAAAUCACAGAUUAUGUAUUGAAUUAGCUUGUCUGACACAUGAGGGACCAGUAUGGUGACAUAUUUUAUUGUGUACUUUUUCUUACCUUUUCAUCACAUUGGGCCUUUUCUAGCCAGACCAUGCUUUGUAACAAAUAUAUAUAUGUAUAUGUAUGGGGUCCAUAGGUCUGAGACCACUUUCCCAUUGAAUAAAGAUUUUUUUAAUAGCUUUUCAUCAUCACCAAGAUAACUGGUUGGGAUCAAAUCAAGGACUAAACACAACUGUAGCAGAGAGGAAACAGUUUAUUUACAGCAAAAUGAAAAUCUACAGUACACAGGAAUUCUAAAAACUAUAAAUCUGUUUUAAAAAAUUGCCUAAUUUUCAUUUGAUUUUGAUAUGGAUCAUGGUUUUGUUUUUUCAGACAUUCAGAAUUUAAUCAGUUUAGACUUUCUAUCUGACAAACAGAACAAGAAUUGACAGGACUGAUUUGCCUAUUUUUGUACGCUGCAAACUUCCAGUGGGUAAGUAGAGAAGGUUAGCUAUAGCACAGGCGCUGCAGUGUGGUUUUUCAUAUAAAUAGCUAUUGAGAAUGUUUUGCAAAUGGUGCACAGCACUCCUUCAGUAUUUUUGUACAUAACAGCUGUUAUUAAAUACAUUUGAUAACUUUAAAGCCAAUCAUAAAGAGAAUGAGAUGAUAAAAUGAACCAAUCAGAGGUCAAGAUGGCCUAAACCAGUCAGGUCCAUUUUUGCAUCGACUGCUUUAACAUCAUUCACAAUCCUUAAGCCUAAAUAAAAAAACCUUUGCUCAAAGCUCAUGUUCUGUUUUCGUUUGUUUGAAUACAGUUGAAUGAAAUCAUUCUGAAAUCGUUAAAAUGCUUCAUGAAACCAAGAGUUUGACCAAAAUCUUUAAAAGGUGGUCACGACAGGUACACAGUACAUCCAUUUUUUAAGUAUUAAGGCUAUUAGCUAGCAUAUCAAUGAAAAAGGUAAUAUCAUUCAAUAUAAAGAAGAAACAAAAGCCAUGCAGGCCUACCCAUAAUACACCUGGUAGCAAACCAAGCAGAAAACCAGAGCAAAUACAAAGGACACCUCAUCAACUAUAACUGCAAGUUAGAUUAUUUUUUUUCUGCUUAGCUGAACUGAAAGCUGUUCAUAGUGAGAAUUUGCUGAGUCAGUUUCAUGGCACUCAGGCCUUGGAAACUCUUAAAAAUGCUAUAAAUUUUACAGAACUGAUGGACAUCAAUGAAAAUCUUUAUUCAUCCCUGAAGAACUUGCUCCUAUAGAUACACAACUUUUGCUGGACAACAAUAAAAGUGGUGUCACCUAAAAAAAAAGAAAAAGAAAAAAAGACCAACAAACAGGUACAUUAAAUGGUUUUUCAACAGCCACCACUGUGAUUUCCUUAGUGUCCAAUUAACAGUGAUCCUUUGUCUCUGUAUGUAAACACCAUCUCCACACUUCCUCUAUCAUAUGCAGCAAAGUAACUUAUGGUUUACACCAUGUACUGUGCGUUGCUAAACAGUAGUCCCAAGUCUUAAGUGCUUGAAACAGGAAGGCAUUCUGAAGAAAAACCCUGAAAGAAGGAAUCAUUUCUGCUGGAAAACAUUCCCACACCUUGCAUUGAAAUAAUGCAUAAGACUGGUUAUUUUAACCCCUAAUGUAUCACAAAGACGAUGUGUAAAGACGAACGACUGCCUGGACGUCUUAACCUCUCUAACACAGACACACAUGAAUGACCUAAUAAAAAUAUACUGUAUCAUCAUUCCUUCAUUAAGAGUGAUGUGUGCUCCUUCGUUGUCAGAAAUACAUUCUAUUUGAUGAUCAAUUAUAAAUGAUAAGGUUGCUAUUUAAUAUUUAACCAAAUUAAGUGGUAUAAAAAUCCUUUCCUUAGUGCAAAUGUCUAAAUUAGAGCUAAAUUGAGCAGCAAAUAAUAAUCAUACAUUGCUUGAUUUUAAAAGCCAAAAACAUCAGAUUCUACAGGCACUGGAGUCUGCAUAAAAAAAAAAAA
Seriola dumerili (greater amberjack) is the source of this 6134-nucleotide messenger RNA. RefSeq names its product collagen alpha-1(XVII) chain-like. Bases 1 to 4008 code for a protein of 1335 amino acids. Lineage: Eukaryota; Metazoa; Chordata; Actinopteri; Carangiformes; Carangidae. The transcript has 45 exons. The record is from RefSeq and is a predicted model, not a curated record.